ACACUCUACUGGCACUUGGGCUCCCCAACUUGGGCUAGUCAGACCUUCUGGAUGAGGUCCAGCCCAGGUCUGAGAGGAACCCUGGAAAUGUGAAGUCUCUGUUGGUGGAGAGAUAGUGAGGUCCCAUCAAGAAGGCAGGUAGCAGUCAGGAUCACAGCUGCAAGAAUGGCCUCUAUCUGCUGAAGCCUUGGUAUCUGAGAGGUCUGGAAGGGGACCUCUUUGAGGGUCAUAUCAGAUUUGGAACCAUGUCAUUCUUGAGCCAUCACACCUGUCACCAGCCUAUUGUUUUAAAAAAGAAAAAAAAAAUCAAGGAUAUCUGAUUGGAACAAACCACUCUUCUAGUCAUCUGUCUUACCCCUGGACAGCUAUUACCUUUGCCAUGUUGCGGAACUACAGUGAUUCUUUUUAGAGCAACAGAUUUCUGGAGCCAUAGCCACAGAAAGAGAUCUAGUGCAAAGUACUAUGCUACUGUCAGGGAGAGGGCGGCAGACACAGACAUCAAGCGCAAGGAGAAUGCAAAGCCUGUGCCCUGUUACACACAUACAUGUGUGCACCCAAGAACCCAUGAUUAAUUUCCUUCAAGUUCCCACUCCUGGGUCCCCACCCUGAUGCCAGCCUUCCUCAAAGCAGGUCAUAGGACCCAGAGAAGAAUCCCAUCAUCACUUCCAGUCUAACCCUCGUAUUGGGGUCACUGCCUGCUCUCUAGGAAUGACCAGGUUCCCAAGCACCUACUGGAUCUCGGGGCUGACAUGGACCCAAAUCCUCGGGCAACCCUGGAGCGGCAACAGCUCCGCCUUCGGGAGAGGCAGAAAUUCUUCGAGGACAUUUUACAGCCAGAGACAGAAUUUGUCUUCCCUCUGUCCCACCUGCAUCUUGAGUCACAGAGGCCCCCCAUAGGUAGUAUCUCAUCCAUGGAAGUGAAUGUAGACACACUGGAACAAGUAGAACUUAUUGAUCUCGGGGAUCAGGAUGGAACAGACGUGUUCUUGCCUUGUGAAGAUCCUCCACCAACGCCCCAGACUUCUGGGGUGGAUGACCAUCUAGAGGAGCUGAGCCUGCCAUUGCCAGCGCCAGACAGGACUACAUCCCGGACCUCCUCCUUGUCUUCUGACUCUUCCACCAACCUGCAUAGUCCAAAUCCAAGUGAUGGUGGAGCAGAUACACCCUUGGCACAGUCUGAUGAGGAGGAAGAUGGGGGUGAUAGAGGAGCAGAGCCUGGAACCUGCAGCUAGCAGCGGCCCCCUGCUGCAGACUGACCAAGCUGGCUAUUCUCCAAGUGGGACCCCAGGCCCAGCCAGAGCUCUUCAGGAGAAGACCAGACACUACGCUUACAGUCAGCACCAAAAGGAGGGGAGGAUGGUGGGAUAGUGUACCUUUCUGAGCGUUAACCCUCUCCUGCUUUUCUGCUAACCUUUUCCCGCUGCAACCCUUCCACCAGUUUUUGGCUUACUUCUGAGGUAGGACUUUUAAAUGGGGAGUUGGAAGAUGAGGAAGGACAAGAUGCUAUUGCUUUUCUUAGCACUCCUCCCUCCCUCAAAUCAUCCUGUAGUUUUCCGGUAGAGCCUCCUAAACCAGUGUCUCUAAGUGGAUGUGAACUCCUUAGCACUCCAUAUGAGGUGGAACGCCAGUUAUCCUGCCUCCUUACAUCCUUUUUGGAACAAGACACAGUAUAAAUAAUAAACAAAAAUAAUAUACCAA
Molecule: messenger RNA, 1698 nt
Organism: Marmota monax (woodchuck)
Lineage: Eukaryota; Metazoa; Chordata; Mammalia; Rodentia; Sciuridae
Gene: Dbndd2
Product: dysbindin domain containing 2
Exons: 4
Coding region: 750-1232 (160 amino acids)
Biological process (GO): negative regulation of protein kinase activity
Cellular component (GO): cytoplasm
Source: RefSeq, a predicted model, not a curated record